Spirodela intermedia is the source of this 1676-nucleotide messenger RNA. Lineage: Eukaryota; Viridiplantae; Streptophyta; Magnoliopsida; Alismatales; Araceae. The record is from the annotation of a GenBank genome assembly.
AUGGUUGUCGCGCCUGAUGAACCGAUCAGACCCCCAGAGGCGCGACAGCACCAUCCGACUUCGUCGGCCCCGCUGGGCCUUGUGGUUGGGAGCUACUGCCAUGACGUCCUCUUCCGCGACGGCACCGUCAUCGGGGAGAGCCUCGGCGGCGCGGCUUCGUUCAUCUCCAACGUCUUUGAUGCCCUCGGUCGUCCUGUCCAACUCCGCUGCCGCUACAUUUCCAAAGUGGGGCCCGAUUUCGCGUACAGUGGCUCCUCCCUCCCUACUCCGUUCUCAUCGUCCUCCCCGACUACCCUCUUCCAUGCCCACUUCUCCUCCGGUGAUAUCGCCGCCGGUUACCACAGCGACCGCGCCCUCAAACGCGUUCGCGCAUGUGAUCCGAUCUCCCCUUCUGAUCUUCCAGCUGAGGAGCAGCCCUUCGACUUCGGUCUCGCCGUAGGGGUUGCCGGGGAGAUAUCUCCCGCGACCCUGGCUCGUAUGAUCGAAAUAUGCCGCGUCGUCUUCGUCGACGUCCAGGCUCUAAUCCGGACCUUCGACCCUACCGACGGAACUGUCAGGCUUGUCCACUUGAGGGACAGUGGCUUCUCUCACCUCCUUCCUCGGAUCGGGUUCCUCAAGGCCUCCGCAGAUGAGGCUCCCUUUGUGGACGUCGAGGAGGUCCGGAAAUUGUGCUGCGUCGUCGUCACCGAUGGCAAGGACGGGUGCAGGGUUUAUUGGAAGAGCGGGGUGCUUCGGGUGCCCUCAUUCCCCGCAGUCCAGGUCGAUCCCACCGGCGCUGGCGACAGUUUUCUCGGCGGAUUUGUGGCGGGAAUGGUUCACGGAUUGGCGGUGCCUGAUGCUGCGCUCUUGGGCAACUUUUUUGGUUCCCUCACCGUCCGCCACAUCGGUAUACCCAAUUUCCAUCAGGAGCUUUUUCAGGUUUCUCUCUCUCUCUCUCUCUCUCUCUCUCUCUCUCUCUCUCUCCCUCCCUCCCUCCCUCCCUCCCACAUCAAGCAUGCGCUAGUCUCUGUAAUUGAUGAUUCUCUCCCCGCCCAAGCAUGCUAAAUCCCAUGAUCCAUAAUCUUCGUUCCCCCUCGGUGCACUGCCCUUGUCAUACCCAUCCGAGUUUCCUGCAUGAUUUUGAAGCAAGAUAAGUUUCCUGAAACAACCUCUUUUUCUGGGUUGACGAUGCCCUGGGCCAUAAUGGACGGCUCAUAUUCUCAAGUUUCCCCUGAAGAUGAUGGGCUGGACAGUGACAAUUGCAUUGCUCCUAGAAUCUCUCGUGUGGUGGAUUUCCAUUCAGGCAUCACCUUCCCCGUCUUCCAUUUCUUUCGCGAGGAAAUCAAAAGCCCGGGCUGGGAUGGCCUUCUCCACUGCUCUGAUAAGAAAUCGACCGAUGGAAGUGGCCACCCUUUCUGAGGUGGCGGCGGAGUCAGCGCACUGUCCAUGACAGAGAGUAUUCCUUUGGUGUGAUCAUAGGCUUGCAUGCUGUCAGAGUGGGGGGAUAGAACGCGGUGUGCUGGAUCUUGGGACCGAGUCUGGCCUCCGUCACUUUCGGUUUUAUGAGGUCCACAGGAACCUUGCAUGUGAUGGAGAUACAUGGCCGAUCUCUGUAUUCUACUUCGAGGACCAUCCGCAGUGAGAGUGAAGACAGUCGGUGGGGCUUUCGGGCACAGAUGGACGGUUCAUCCAAGUAG